UGCUUAUCAAAACUCCCAUGAUCACAUGGUUUCGUCCCCCUGUGGGUUAUGCCGACGCGCGAUAAGUGAAUAAGUCCAUGUCACCGUGCCGAGCGUCGGCGACAGUCUGGACGCCGAUAUAAACCCAGCGGCGCACCCUCCGGCUUACCACCGCCAUGCCACGUCGCGCACUUCCGUUGCUGCUGUUGUUAUCGGCCCUCGGCCUGAGCGCCGUCUCCCAUGCCGCCGAGACGUUCCCCAUGGUGAAAUGCCACGGGCACGUCCUCGAAGACGCGUCGGUCACGCAGAUCCAGCGCUGGUACGACGCGGGCUCGCUGUCCGUGCGGCAGGUCGUGCAAUGCUACCUGGACCGCGUCGCGCAGGUGGAUCCCUACGUCAACGCGGUGAUGGAGCUCAACCCCGACGCGCUCGAGAUCGCGGACGUGCUCGACGCGGAACUCAAGGCGGGGAAGAAGCGCGGGCCGAUGCACGGGAUCGUCGCGCUCGUGAAGGACAACUUCGCGACGAAGGACAAGAUGCAGACGACCGCGGGGAGUCUGGCGCUCGUCGGGAGCGUGGUGCCCCGCGAUGCCCACGUCGUCAAGCGCAUGCGCGAGUCCGGUGUGGUGAUAUUGGGGCACGCGGGGAUGAGCGAGUGGGCCGACAUGCGCAGCACGUCGUACUCGGAGGGAUACAGUGCGCGCGGCGGGCAGGUCCGCAACUCCUACAAUCUCACGCAAGAGCCAGGAGGCUCCAGUUCCGGAUCCGGACACUCCGUCACGACAAACAUGGUGACCGUCGCAUACGGCACCGAGACCGACGGAUCGGUGAUAUCCCCCGCCGAGCGCGGCAACAUCGUCGGGAUCAAGCCCACGGUGGGGCUCACCAGCCGGGCCGGGAUCAUCCCGGAGAGCGCGCACCAGGACACGGUGGGUGCGUUUGGCCGCACGGUGGAGGACGCGGCGUUGGCGCUCGAUGCGGUGUUUGGCUUUGAUUGGAGGGACGAGGCCACGCUGGAGCAGCUGGGCAAGACACCCAAGAGCUAUGCGCAUUUUGUGUCUGAAAAGUCGAGCCUCAAAGGGAUGAAGGUCGGCAUUCCCUGGAAGCGGCUCUGCACGGCGUUGAAGGUGACUUCCAUCCGAAUCAUAGCGACUUGCCAGCAUCCUGACCUAUUUGCUCCUCGAGUGUACAACAACACGAACUACAAAUACGUCGAUGAAAUCGUAUCACCGGCCGGCUGGAACUGGGCUUUCGGCCCUGCCAACCAGAGUGAGAUCACCGUCGUCAAUGUCGACUUUUACAACAACAUCAAGGCCUACUUGUCUGAGCUGGGCAACACGACCAUCCGCUCGCUGGAGGAUAUCGUCGCCUUCAACGACGCGCAGGCAGCCGAAGGCGGACAACCCAACAUCGCAGCGGCCUUCGCAUCGGGACAGGACGGACUGCUCGCGUCGCUGGCCACGGGGGGUAUCGAGAACUCGACCUACAAGCAGGCUCUGACAUGGUGCCGGAAGACCUCGCGCAGAGACGGUAUCGACUACGCGCUGCACCCCAUCAUCGACGGGAAGCAAGUGCAUCUCGAUGCGCUGCUCAUCCCCUCGGACGACAACGGCGCGGGGACGAACAUCCCGGCGCAGGCCGGCUACCCCAUUGUCACGAUCCCCAUCGGUAUCGACGAAUGGCAUGUGCCGUUCGGCCUCUCGAUCGUAGGUACCGCAUGGAGCGAGCCGACGCUGAUCAAGUUUGCGUCCGCAGCGCAGCACGCGCUAGGCGGCCGACGCGUGAAGCCGACAUUCUACGCAGCCAACGCGACGAACAUCCCCGUCAACUGGAGCUUCGGAACAUAUCUCUAAGAACGGCGCGCGCAGGGGUGAGCGAAUUGUCCA
This is a messenger RNA of Mycena citricolor, 1865 nucleotides long. The record is from the annotation of a GenBank genome assembly. NCBI's taxonomy places the organism in Eukaryota, Fungi, Basidiomycota, Agaricomycetes, Agaricales, Mycenaceae.